AUUCAGUAAUUACUUAUUCUUGUAGCUGUACCUUUAUAUGCCUUUUAUCAAUUAAGCCUCCGGUUUAGAAGAGUUGAAUUCUCCCCUUUAGUUCUUGAGAGGUCGAUUGAGCAAGGAUUUGUCCUGACCAUUGGGCAGUAACUAUGUCGGGAGAGAUCUUAGAAAAUGCAGAACGAGGAAACGAUGAAGAGGCGUCGGUUGAUCAAUAUGACGUUUUCCUGAGCUUCACAGGAGACGAUACCCGGCAGGAUCUCACAGAUGUCCUCCAUGACCAUAUGGUCAGAGCCGGACUCCGUGUCUUCAGAGACAGUGACGAGCUCGGAUGUGGAGAUAAGAUCGUCAAAAUUCUACCGGCCAUCAAGAACUCAGACAUAUGUGUGCCGAUUUUCUCCAAAACCUUUGCCACCAAAAAGUGGCCCCUCCGCGAGGUCCAAGAAAUGGUGGAGCUGAAGAAAAAGAUCAUGCCGAUCUUCUACCAAGUCACAGCGAACGAUGUUAAGCUAGAGACGGAAUUAUACACGAGCCAGCUGAAGAAGCUUGAGGAGGAGUACGAUGAAGUGCAAGUGAAGACGUGGGAGGGAGCCCUCAAAGCGGUUCCUGCGGUCAUAGGACGAGCAGUGGGGAGUACGGGCUACACGAAGUUUUGCAAGGCCUUCGUUGAAGAAGUUUUGGUCAACCUGAAACCGAGAAAAAGAUUUGAUAUGGCUCCUUUGGUGGGAUUCGAUGGUAAAUUAGAGUCUGCAAUGAAAUUGUUGGACAUCCAAUCUACUGAUGAUGUACGGUAUCUUGGCAUCCAUGGAAUGGGUGGCAUUGGCAAGACAACUCUUGCUAAGCUUAUCUUCAACAGAAUCUCGGCUAGAUUUGAUGGUAGUGCAUUCCUUGAGGACGUGCGAGAGAAGUUAGCACGUCAUGGUAUAGAAUAUUUGCAAGAAAGGCUUAUAAACAGUCUUGACCCCAAGUCAGCAAGACAAUUGAAUUUACAUGAGAAGAUUAAACGGAGCUUUUGUAAAAAGAAAGUGCUUAUUGUUCUUGAUGAUAUUGAUGAUUGGGAACAAAUCAAGGAUCUUGCAGGAAAUUCUUCAUGGUUCGGUUCAGGAAGCAGGAUCGUUGUCACGACCAGGAAGGUGGACGUGUUGAAAACUGGAGAUGGAAAACUAAACAAAGAAGAUGUUUCGCAUUUGGAGAUGGAGAUACUAGAUUCUAAAGAUGCACUACAUCUUUUUAGUAGAUAUGCGUUUGAGAGAGAAUCUCCUCCUGCUGCUUUUAGAGAACUCUCUAUAGAAGCUGUCUUCACAACUGGUGGACUUCCUCUGACUCUUACAGUAAUUGGAUCACUUUUUGCCACGUAUAAGGAUCCUGAGGUAUGGAAAGACAUCAUAAAGAGGUCAAAAGAUAUGCGACUGGAAGAGGUGAAGGAAAGGCUGAGGAUAAGUUAUGAUAAGUUAGAUGAUGAAGCAAAGCAGAUAUUCCUUGACAUAGCAUGUUUCUUUAUUGGCACCAAGAAAACAAAUCCAGUUUACAUGUGGAAUGCAUGUGAAUAUUACCCACACUUGGGGCUUGCAAUCUUGCGCAACAUGUCCUUGAUAAAGAUUUUGGAUGACGACCAAAUAUGGAUGCAUGAUCAACUCAGGGACCUUGGAAGGGAUAUCGUCUGUGAGAACUUGAAAGAUCCGAAAAAGCGCAGUAGAAUCUGGAUUCAUGAGGAAGCAUUGCAAGUUCUGAAGAGCAGAGAGGAAAAGGAAAGCCUUGAAGGACUGCGACUAGAGUACUACGACCCCUAUGACACUAUUGAUUUGAGAAUGGAGGAGAUUGGAAGGUUAACAAAAUUGAGAUUUCUCUACGUGGGAUGGGCAAAACUUCAACUAGACUUCAAAGAUUGUGUUCCAAAUUUAAGAUGGCUUUCUUGGCGGCAUGGUGCCAAAGCGCCAUCUCCUUCAAAGAUGUCCAAUUUUGCGUCAACAACUUUAGUCAUUCUUGACUUAUCCUCAAGUUACAUUAGUGAAGAGUGGGGCGGAUGGACACAGUUGCAGAAUGCAAAGAACUUGAAAGUUCUUGACCUUACGGGAGCUGACUGCUUGCAAAGGACACCUAAUUUUCCUGAGGGUAUGACUUUGGAGAGGUUAACUCUGAAGCGCUGCAGCAAGUUGGUUGCCAUUGACAGCUCCAUAAGCAAUCUACAUUGCCUCAUGUACUUGAACCUUGAGCAAUGUGAUUCUCUUCAAGGAUUACCCAAAGAAUUCAAUGACCUAGUGAACUUGACCGAGUUGGCUGUAACGAAAACACACUCCACAUCUUUCAGCUUUCCAUCUGUCGAUAAUCUACUAAAGCUCAAGUGUGUGAAAUUGAAUAAUUUACAACUGGGGAAUUUUCGUGGCUCACUGGGCGCACUAAGUUCGAUGGUUGAGUUGGACCUGAAUGACACAGACAUUGUUCAAUUGCCUGAUAAGAUUGGAGGACUGGUGGAGCUUGAGAAGCUGUGUUUACAAAGCUGUAAAGAGAUGCUGAAAGUCCCUGAGGCACUUGGGGAAUUGAAAUCAUUAGUUUCUUUGGAUCUCUCAUCUUCGGGACUGGUUGAAUUGCCUUCUACCAUUGGUAAUCUACAAAAACUUCUGCGCUUACGGUUAUCAGGUUGUGCUGGGAUGAAGACACUUCCCAGUUCACUUGGGGAGUUGAAAUCUCUCGUAGAGUUGGAUUUGAAAGGUACGAGUAUUGCUAAGCUGCCCCCAUCAAUUGGAGGAUUAGAGAAUCUGAAGCUGCUUCUUUUACACAGUUGUAAAGCAAUAAAGGCACUUCCGGACUCAAUCGGAAAGCUCAAUUCAUUGGUCAGGUUAGAUUUAUCGGGGACAGAAAUAACGGCGUUGCCCGACUCUAUCGGAGGCCUACAGAUACUAGAAGAGAUUUAUUUAAAAGACUGCAAAAAGUUGAGAAAAUUACCCGAAUCUUUUGGGGCAUUGAGGAAGCUCGAAAAGUUGGAUGCUCAAUCAGCUGAUCUUUCAAAUGGUCUCCCCAUGAAGAUUUCGGGCCUUUCCUCUUUGAGGUUCUUGGAUCUUUCAUGGUCCAACGUAUGUGCAUUGCCCUCCUCCAUCAGUCAGCUUUCCCAUCUCCACACCCUCAAACUAACUGGUUGUUGCAAGCUCAAAGAUCUGCCCGAUCUCCCGACCAGUUUGACCCAGCUAAAUUUCAGAUCCAACUCGCAGCAUAACUGGCGUCGUCUCUCCAAUCUGACUGGGUUAACAAAUUUGGUUGUGCAGGGCCAUCUCAACGUAGAUGAGAUCGGGAGCUUGUACAAGCUGGCCAAACUAGAAUUACGACUUUGGACUAUCACCAGCCUACCGGCUCAAUUCGGAGCCUUACUUCAGCUCAAGAAACUCGUGUUGGAUUGCCUAAAGCUGAAGGAUGUCCCACAGUUCCCCCCUAAUUUGGAGGAGAUGGUUCUAGAGCGUGCUAGGAGUGAUUUGGAUAUGCCGAAUAUUUCCGGCUUGAAGAAUUUACACACUUUAAGAGUCUGUAAAUGGUCGAAUGGCAGGGCUCUUCAAAGCCUAGGAAUACGGGCCAAAGAUUUGCAGUCGCUAGAUAAUGCCCUCUUGCUGUCCAUCCGCUCAAAGAUCACUCUUGGGCUACAUCUUCCAGAAAGUUUGAGAGAUCUAACUGUAAGGGACUGUCGCGCACUUGUUCGGUUCCCUGACAUCUCAUGCCUGAAGAAUCUACUGAGACUUCAUAUUUCAAAUUGCCCAUGCCUAACCGAGAUUCCAGGCUUUGGGAAACUGAAACGCUUGAAACAUCUUAGCUUCUUUUCCUGCAAUGCCUUGAGAACGUUGGAGGAUCCGUCGCAGCUGAAGGAGCUGGAGAGCGUCGGCUUUCCUACUAAUCUAGAGAUACGAUGCAAACAAGCAUUUAUGAGCGGGCAGCGGCCGCAGACAAAGACUGAAAAAGAUGUUGCUCAGACAUUGGAAUCUAUUUUGGUCUCAGGGGAUCGAAAUUUUGUGGUCACCAAUGGAGGAGCAAAGGUCCAGGUUUCUAAUUUACUGGGAAAGAACAUCGUCCUCUACAUCUCUGCUCUUCAGAACCCUGCCUCGCAUCCUUUGUUUCCAAAGGUUGCCAAAGCAUACCAUGAGAUCAAGGCAAAAGAUGAGGCCUUCAAAGUAAUAUUCAUCCCUUCUGAGCACGACCAAGUUGCCUUCGAGGAUUUGGGCUGGCUGGCUCUUCCUUCUGGUGACCCCAGGAUCUUAUCACUGCGUAAGAAACUUGAGAUCCAGGAUAUGCCAGAGCUGGUAGCUCUAGGACCAACUGGUCAAAUUAUCACUGAAAAAGGCAGAAGCCUUAUAGAAGCUUAUGGGAGUGACGCUUAUCCCUUCAAAAAUGAGCAUAUUGAGAAUAUGGUAAAUGGUUGGCCGGAGAAGUUGCCACAUGCCCUGCAUGACCAUGAGCUUCGACUCACCUUCCGAGUCUCCUACAUAUGUGUUGGCUGUGAGCAAGUUGGAUCUGUAUGGUCAUACUUCUGUAAGAAGUGCGAUUUUGAUCUGCAUCCUUCUUGUGCUUUCAAAGAAGGGAAAUUAGGAAACCAGCAGGAGGACUCGGAGAUUAAUAAAAGUCCAAGAGGCAACCCCAAUUUAUUCAGCAAGAUCAAAAGGGGUGUGAAGAUUGAAGCUGGAAGCUCAAGCUCAUUCAUCGAUCGGGCACAAGCUGAUUGUCCAGAAGUUCAAGCAUUUACAACCGAAAGGGUUAUUACAUAUGGAAAUGGUCCUACCGUUCGUAUUAGAUGUACUGUCAAGAAAAAUGAAGAUGGAAGCUCCAGCUCAUCAGCCGGUCAAUCAGAUAUAUCAGAAAUGGAAUCGUGUGAGGAGAUAAUCGGUGAGAUGGUGAGCAAUGAUGAGGAUGAAGAAUCUGAUAAUGAGGAAGUGGGUGUGAAGAUUGACGCUGGAACCUCAAGCUCAUCAAUCGAUCAGGCACAAGACGAUGAUCUUCAAGCUCUUAUGAAGUGCAUGCUCGAGGAAGAGGACUCAGAGAGUAAUAGGACCCAGAAGGAUACGCAUUCCAUAGAAUCAAUUUGUGAGGAGGAAAUUGUGGACGCUGCCCCUCUAAUGACAUCCCCUGCUACUCCAUCACACUCUCUUGAUUACUCCAGGACUGAGACUGACCCUGCAGCACAUGCAGCUGCCACCAAGGAGACUGAGGAAGAUGAUGCUCAGUCCAACAUGGCUGAGCCUGAGGCUGGGGACAGAAUGGCCAGUAAAAGGGAAGGAAAUGAUUUGGUUGAGGAAGAUGAAGAGGAAGAAGAAGAAGAAGCCCCAUCAUCUGAAGUUAGAGAUGAUGAUGAAGGAGAUGAGAAGAAAGAGGGGGAACAGAUGGAAGUACACGAAGAAGAGGAAGUGAAGGAUGAGGAAGAAAGAGAGAAAGGAGAAGAAGAAGAGAAAGAGGAAGAAUCACCAGAGGAAGAGGACGAAGAAGCAAAUGAAGGGCCUUUUCUUGAUCAGCAAUUGAAUGAUUCGCAUGCUGCUGUUGCUGCCAGUUCUGAGCCUCUGGCCACUGACUAUGGAUCAUACCCCCAGCCUGCUUCGCAAACUGCUGGAUCAUCAUCUUCAGCACAAGGGGUCACAGCAUUCUCCCCUCCUCCCCACACAGUGAGCCCGCUGGCCCGGCUCAAGCAGCUAACUUCUCCGCUUGGGGCCAAGGAGACUUCGUUAGCACAAGAGGUCCCCACUCUGACAGCUGUUGAGGUGGGGAAGGCAAAGAGAGAGCUGCUCCAGGUUUUCCAACGGCCGUUGACUGGCCUUAGCCAGGCUGAUCUGUCAUUGAUUGGUCAGGCUGCUGGCGUCCUGCUUCAAGUGCCUCGUCGAUCUGUCCGCCUCCGAAUGGGACUACAACAGUUGGAACAGACCGCUACUUUGAUCUGGGAGGCUUACAAGCAGGACUCUCUUCCUCUGAGGCAGCCUACUGAUCCCAUACAAGAGUGGGAGGCGGCCCAGGAAUUGGCCUUGGCCCAAGGGGAAAGAGUACAAGAAAUCAAGUCCGGGAAAGUGGCCAAAGCUGAGGAGAUCGAGGUGCUGAAGGCUAAGCUGGCCACUGCUGAAGCAGAAUUCCAACGUCUCCAGGAAGAAGAGGAAGUAGCAAUCACUCUGCUAGUAGGCCAUCUCGACAGUCUAGAGGACAAGGCAGAAGAAGCUAAAGACUUCCGUCAGGUCCAAGCCGAGGCUAAAUCCAAAGUGGCUUUACAUCAGGAGGACUGGGAGGACCUGCUGGAGAUGAUAAAGAGCCUUUGAUUGGAGGUCCAUGUGUUGGCCAACAGAAUAAUUUUGAAGGCCUACUUUAGUUGGCGGCCAAGUAGUGGCCUGUAUAGUAGCCAAAAUAAAAUAAAAUAAAAUAAAAUAAAUAGUGGCCCUGUCUUUUGACUGUGAUUUUCUCUUAUUUCCUGAGACAUUGCAGUGGCCGCCUGGCCUGCUGCCCUUUCUAUACUUCGCUUGGCUUGGCUUGGCCGAUAUCCGACCUGACUUGAUGAAGCUUUAGUCCCUUCCA
Punica granatum (pomegranate) is the source of this 6513-nucleotide messenger RNA. The record is from RefSeq and is a predicted model, not a curated record. Lineage: Eukaryota; Viridiplantae; Streptophyta; Magnoliopsida; Myrtales; Lythraceae.